Messenger RNA from Python bivittatus (Burmese python), 643 nucleotides. RefSeq names its product cytochrome c oxidase assembly factor COX19 (gene COX19). Gene Ontology annotation, biological process: mitochondrial respiratory chain complex IV assembly. Gene Ontology annotation, cellular component: mitochondrial intermembrane space. NCBI's taxonomy places the organism in Eukaryota, Metazoa, Chordata, Lepidosauria, Squamata, Pythonidae. The record is from RefSeq and is a predicted model, not a curated record.
CUUAUUCCGGAAGUGGGGAGAACCGCGGUCGGAGCAGCGGCGCGGUUCGCCCGCCCGCCCGCCUCCGUCAUGUCGACGAUGGUUUUCGGGGCGAAGAGCUUCAAGCCGAAGCCGCCGGACAAAGGCGCCUUCCCCUUGGAUCAUUUCGGUGAAUGUACGGCUUUCAAAGAAAAAUUCAUGAAGUGUCUGCAGGCAAAUCACUUUGAGAACGGAUUGUGCAGACAGGAGUCGAAGGAAUACUUAGAAUGCCGAAUGGAGAGGCAACUGAUGGCCAAAGAGCCGCUGGAAAAACUGGGAUUUAAAGACCUAAAGGAAGAGAAAUCCGAAGGCCAACCCGAGAAAGUGCAACCAAAUCGCUCCUAACUCACGUUUCCCCCCGGAAUCUGCAGUCCUACGUACCAGACAUUGUUUUGCUUUUCAUUUUAAGACAAAGUUAUUCUUGAAAAACGUCACAGAAAUUCACCAGAUAACAGAUUUGUACACAUUCACUCAGAAUGAUGGCAGGUUUUGUUUUCCAGAUGACCCCAUACAGCUUUUGGGUGGUUUUUCCCUUAAAAAGGAAAAGAAGAUUGCAGUGCCUUUGGGUAGUAUGUUUGAACUCGUGUUGAAACUGGGAUUAGGAUAUUAAAAACUUAAGCCAUAA